ACACCGGUGGUAAAAAAAAAAAACGACGUUCGCUAUAUCGUUUCGGUCGUACCACAGGUUUGUAAACAAAACAAAAAGGGUGUGUGUGUGCAGUGAAACGCAACCUCAGAAAGGGCGUUUAAAAACGGACGACCUGAGAACAUCUGAUCGAAAAUCAUUACGUAGCGUACUAGUAACAAAGUGCAGUGUAAACGAUUACGCGUGUGGCACACAUUCGCAGUGAGAACGUAGUAAAACCCACAAGACGCUAACGACCGCGGUUUACGGACGUUCCCGUAAAGCACCGGCAGUGUACUCCAAUUACAACAACACAAGUAAAUGUGCGGAUCAAGAAAAGAUCAACAGUUGGGGAGUGUAAGAAUACGGGACGUGCAUACAAAAAAGAAAUCUUCGAGCUAAACCGUAUCCGGCUUUAGCAUUUCCGGGAAACCACAAACAUAAAGGUGUUGAUAAGAGUGCGAACUAGUGGAGUAGUACGUGUCCAGCUUAUUGACGUGUGUUGAUACGGUGAUCGGUAGCCAAUGGUCAUCGCCCCGGAAGACCCGAUUAUCCAACGAAAAAGCGUGGCGGCAAUACUACCCAAGCAGCGGAUCUGAAGGCGACCAGAAGACAGGGGUACUGACGACACCGCGGGGGAUCACCUGAAGACGACCUCGAGCAGGAUAAGCAGGGGCGUUGUAAGAGCAGCAACGCCACGACGACACCCAUCCAGAUAGGCAGCGACAGCCCAGUUACUUUAUCCACCGGUUACGCAAAGUGAGUAGUAUGGAUAUCAUAUUUAAAAGCAACCCGAAAGGCAAUUGCAAGCUAUGCAAGAACCCCGAUGAGUGGGACACACAAGUUAAUUGUAUUGAGUGUGACAGAUGGUUACAUCUCAAAUGUCUGAAGCUAGAAGGUCCCGUUAAAAAAUAUGUGUGUCCAAAAUGCUACACAAUAGCUGAGGAACGCAAGGGAAAUAGGGAGGCCUUAAUGCAAACAGAGAGGCUACUAAAAGAAAAAACUGAAGCGGAAAAAAGAACUAGAGAAGAAAACGAAAGGUGUGAGAAGGAAAUCGAAAGACUAGAAGACAUAUUAAGAAAUGAAGAAAUACAUAACCAAUCCGACACAACUCACCUACAAGACGACCUACAGACACUUACAACAAACGUAAAUAAAAUGGCAAACUUGGGUUUUGCUCCACGCAAGAAGACAGUUUUAAAACUUCCGGAUUUCUAUGGCAAUUAUAGAACAUGGCCUCGUUUUAAACUACUGUUCGAAGAAACCACUCGAACAGAAAAAUUUACGAAUUUGGAAAACCUUACACGGCUCCAAAUUCACCUUAAGGGAGAUGCAUUGCGAUCCGUUAGCGGGUUGAUGUUGAACCCAAGUAACGUGGAUGCAAUCUUGGAAAGAUUGGGGAGGUUAUAUGGCAACCCAGUUAGCAUUUUUAACGCCUUACUAAAAGACCUUAUGGUGGUUAAACGGGCAUCUUUGGAAAAUCCAUCUUCGAUUAUUGAGUUCUGUAACGCACUGAAUAACAUGGUGGAAAAUAUGACCAUGUUGAACCAAACGGAGUACUUGAUGGACCAAAGGCUCCUUACAGAUCUGGUCGCAAAACUCUCUCCGGACCUUAAAACCAGGUGGCUCAGAGAUUCACUUAACGAGGAAGGUGACAAAAUCAAAACCUUGAAAGAUUUCAGCAAAUGGUUGAAACCAACAGAAGACGUGGCGAUCACACUUCUUGCUAUGGAAGGUGGUCAAAGAGACAGACCGGCGAGGCUGAAUACUCACUAUUCAGCCAGCCAUCAAAUUUCAAAUAAAAGCUGUCUAAUUUGCAGCCGUCCUCAUGAAACCAUAUCUUGUUACAAGCUAAAGAAUGCCUCAGUAAACGAAAGAUGGAAAAUGCUGAAGGAGAAAAACGUUUGCACUAACUGCUGCAAAUUCUCUAACCAUGCGACCAUUAACUGUCGCUCAAGGCCGCAGUGUACAGUGAAUGGUUGUAGACGACGACACAACACCAUAUUGCAUGAAGAAAAAUUCAACUCAAUGGGCACGGCGUCAAAAGCACAUUUAAAUUUUCAUCAAAACUCGGAACAAUACCUAUUUCAAGUUCUGCCAAUAACUGUCUAUAACGAAAACAACUCCAUCGAAACAUUUGCAUUGAUAGACCCAGGAUCCUCAACGAGCCUCAUGACAGAAAGCCUAAGACAGAAACUAAAUCUGCAUGGCCCAAGGAAGCCGUUAACACUUUCGUGGAUAAAUGGAUGCAACCAGGUAGAGGAUACAAGCACGUCGGUAUCUCUGAAACUCAGAGGUCCAAACGGCAGGCUGCUUUAUGUCAAGGACAUUAGGACAAUAAAUGAACUGGACCUACCCACUCAAAGCAUCAAUGCAAACGUGUUGAAGAGAAAAUUUUCCCACUUAAAGACGCUAAAUAUUUCAAGCUACAAAAAUGCUAAACCCACCAUUCUGUUAGGACUUCCACAUGCUUAUUACACGCAAGCUGUGGAGUCCAAAUCAGGAGCGCCCAAUGAACCAGUGGCACACAAAACACGCAUUGGUUGGGUCGUAUUUGGAAAGUGCAGAAAUGGUGAUGCAAAAGAAAAUCAACAUCUUUUCACAAUACAGGAUAAGAAAGAGGAGGAAGAAAAGUCAAUGAGGGACCUGAUGAAAAGGUUUUUUUCAACAGAAGAAUUUGGCGUAAGGGAAACUAAAUUCACCCCAAAAUCAAAGGACCAUGAAAGAGUCCUAAGUGUAAUGAAUGACACACUGAAAUAUACAAAUAAUCAGUAUGAGAUUGGCCUACUUUGAAAAGAUCCCAAUGUAUCCUUACCAAGCAGCUACGCACAGGCGCUAAGAAGGCUCGAAAGUCAAGAACGGAAAAUGAAAGGUAAUGACGAGAUGAAAACCUGGUAUAAAAAUCAAAUUACUGAUUAUGUUCAGAAAGGUUACGCUCGUAAACUAACACCAUUUGAAUUGCUGAAUAGAGAUCCAAAGAUCAAUUACAUUCCCCAUUUUAUGGUCAUCAAUCCAAAUAAGCCAACUCCAAAACCAAGACUGGUUUUCGAUGCAGCUGCAAAGAACGAAGGGAUUUCACUUAACUCUACUCUCUUGUCCGGACCAGACGCCACUACGUCAAUUUUUGGAGUAUUAAUCCGCUUUCGCGAAUACCCUAUCGCCUGUUCAGGGGACAUCAAGGAGAUGUUCCAUCAGAUACGGAUCCGCAAAGAAGAUCAAGUGGCUCAACGAUUUUUAUUCAGGGAUAAUCCACGCAACGAACCCCAAGUAUACGUUAUGAACGUCAUGACCUUCGGUGCCACAUGCUCUCCUGCUUGUGCCCAGUUCGUUAAAAAUGAAAACGCCUUAAAAUAUAAAGACAAAUACCCCACUGCAGUGGAAGCAAUAGUAAAAAACCACUAUGUUGAUGAUUAUCUUGAUAGUUUUCGGACUAUCAAUGAUGCAAUCAAGACUAUUAACGAGGUUUGCCUCAUACAUGAUAGAGCGCAUUUCUUUAUGAGAAAUUUCGUUUCUAACUGUCAGGAGGUAAUAAGAAGCAUCCCAGAUGAUAGAUCCUCACAACAAGAGCUGCUGCACAUCUCUAAUAAAGAUAUGAAUUUUGAGAAAAUUUUGGGGCAAUACUGGGACAAAACAAACGAUGUGUUAAGGUAUAAGCUUAAGCAUACCCCGUGUUCCAUAAUUUCAAAAAGAGAAAUGCUAGCCUACUUGAUGAAAAUAUAUGAUCCAUUGGGGCUAGCGGCAAACUAUACUACGCAAGCGAAGGUCAUCAUCCAAGAAAUUUGGAAAACAGAACUGGAUUGGGAUAGCCCAGUACCAGAACGCAUAAUGGAACAAUGGCAAAGAUGGAAGGAAAGAAUAAAGGAACUAGAACACAUACAAAUACCUAGAUGCUACUCGGUGGCUAGCAAUAUCGAAGUAACUGAGUUACACACUUUCGUUGACGCUUCGGAGAAAGCGUUCGCAGCAGUAGUGUACUUAAGAACAUUAACAGAAAAGGGGAUUGACGUAAACAUAGUGGCGGCAAAAACGAGAGUGGCACCAAUAAAACCACUCUCAAUUCCUAAGCUGGAACAUCAAGCAGCAGUACUCGGAGUCAGACACGCCGAGACUGUUAAGGAGGAAUUAAGAAUUACCACUGAUAGGGACUAUUAUUGGUCAGAUUCCAAAACCGUCCUAGGAUGGAUCAAUGCCGAUCCACAAAAGUACAAACAAUUUGUGGCGGUAAGAAUUGGAGAGAUUUUAGAUACUACCAUUGCUAGUCAAUGGAAGUGGGUCUCCUCCGAAAGUAAUCCUGCAGACGAAGCAACAAGGUAGUUACAAGAAAAUCUAUAUGGCUGAAUGGCCCAGUAUUUCUUAAACAAAGGGAAAUUGAAUAUAGGGACCCCAAGCUAAUCAUUACUCAUGAAGAAAUCCGUCCAAAUCUUAUGAUUAAAACCAUAGAGAAGAGAACAUUCAACUUUAUAAAAACCGAAUGGUGUUCAAAUUGGCUAAGACUGAAGAGAUCACUGGCAAUCAAUUUAAAAUAUAUAGAAUUUUUGAAAAGCAAGGUCAAGCGAUUAGCAUUUUCCCCGAUAGUAGAAAAGGAAAACCUGGAUAAAGCAGAAAAACUCCUAUUGCAAAAGGCACAAUGGGAGAUAUACGAAGAUGAUUUAGUUCAGCUUUCACUCAAUGGACAAGUCUCUAAAAAUAGCACAAUAAAGAAUCUCAAUCCACAAGUAAUAGAAGGACUACUACGAGCAAGGGGACGAUUAGCAAAUAUAUGCUACCUCUCCGAUGACGUGAAACAACCCAUAAUAUUACCCAAGAGGCAUCACGUGACAGAAUUGAUCAUACAGCAUUAUCAUGAACGCUACAUGCAUAAAAAGAUGGAAGCAGUUAUUGCGGCAAUCCGGCAAAGGUUUUGGGUAAUCGACCUUAGGGCCGUGGUAAGAAGUGUGAUCAGCAAAUGCCAGCGUUGCAAAAAUGAACGCGCACGUCCCAUUGCCCCGAUGAUGGCCCCCCUUCCAGAAAGCCGAGCCGCUGUGUUCAAAAAACCCUUCACCCAUACAGGUGUAGAUUACUUUGGACCCAUGACAGUGUCAAUCGGAAGAAGGGUAGAAAAAAGAUGGGGAGCGAUAUUCACGUGUAUGACAACGCGCGCUAUACAUUUAGAAAUCGCUAAAGACUUAAGUACAAAUUCCUUCAUAAUGUGCCUAAAAAAUGUGCAGCAUAGGCGUGGAAAGAUUUGUCACAUAUACAGUGACAAUGGUACAAACUUCGUUGGGGCAAACAGGCAAAUAACGGAACUCAUCGAAAGAUGUGCAACCAACGGUAUCAAAUGGCACUUCAAUCCCCCGGCCGCGCCUCACUUUGGAGGUGUAUGGGAGAGAAUGGUCCGAGAGGUCAAGAGCUUGCUGCCAAAUAAUGAUAAUAUGCCAGAAGAAGUAUUAAGAUCGGUCUUUAUCGAGAUCGAAUUUAUUCUCAAUAAUAGACCUCUUACUCACAUCCCCCUCGAAACUGAAGACGACGAACCUCUCACACCGUUUCACUUCUUGAUAGGGUGUUCCGGAGAGGCCGAACCUACGCCAGCCGGGAUUUCAGCAGCUGAAGCUAGCACAAACAACUGGAAGAAGGCACAAGUUAUCACCCAAAACUAUUGGGAACGUUGGUUGAAGGAGUACCUCCCAACAUUAGCCAAACGAGAAAAGUGGAUAGAACGCUCAGACCCAAUACAACCUGAUGACAUAGUCGUCUUCCCAGACGAACAACGCGUGGGUAGGUGGUUAAAGGGCCGGGCAGUAGAAGUUUAUCCCGCUAAAGACGGGCAAGUUAGAUCCGCAAAGAUUAAAGUUGAAAACGGCGAAUACAAACGCCCUGUUAUCAACUUAUCAGUACUAGAAGUAAAGGGCAAGAAAAUUGCAGACGUACCUUCGUGGGGAGUUAAAAGACCGGUCAACAUCGCCUACGUCAAGAAAUUAGCUGAACAAUUAAAAACUCCUCCUGCAAAAAGGAGGAAGCAUCUCGUAAAACCUUAUAAUGGCCCGGUAUCUAUGCAUUAUAGGCCUGUUAGCCGCAUGGAAACUAACAGACAAUCUUUCAGUUAAACCAGUUGAAGAAGCUGGUAUAUUCUUCGACCACGAAGGAACGCUUCUCUUGAAAAGGGGUGUGUGGGAAACAACCUUCCACACGAAAAUACACCCCGAAAAUGACACAGAGACUUUACUGACAAUAGAGAAAGAGGUGACCACAGUAUUCAAGGCACUGAGCGACAUGGACACUAAUCUUCUAAAUUUGAAAUUGACAUUACAACAAAACAUUCGACACGCACUUCAACUCUCACAGCCUGCAGUAAAAAGACGAACCAAACGAUCUAGCGGCAUAUUUGGAUUUUUGAAAGGUAUUCUUUUUGGAGAAGACGAUAUUGACGAACAGUUAGCCCUCUUUAGAGCUUCUGAAGACCAGAAAUUGAAACAUAUAUCGGAAGACAUGACUCAUAAAAUCAAGCAGGGUGACAGACUUAGAAACGAACUUAAUAUGAAAAUAGACCACAUGAACGAAGGUAUUAAGAGUCUUAAUAAAAGCUUCAAUGAAAACAAAAAAAAAACGUACUUAUAAAGCAUGUCACAGAAACAAUCAUGCUAGCUGAAGACAUAGUACAAUACAUUACGACAAGGUAUCUAGAGUUAGAAAUCCAGCCCCUUAGCAUAUUCGACUCGACGAAAAUUUCCGAGAAGAUACAAUCAAGGUUACCCGAUGGGUAUAUAAUUCUAGACCACCCCCGAAUUUCUAGCAAAGAGUUAUUUAGGGGAGAAAUAAUAGUACAUAUUGAAAACGUCAUCGUUUCGCAAGAGAGAUUCGAAAUAUUCCAUAUCACUGUAAUACCAAACCUAAAAAACUUUACAACUCUGGACUUAGAUGAAAAUGUAAUAGCUAUAAACGAAAUACACUAUAUAUACCCUACAGAUAUUACGCGAUACAAUAGCACUCAUCACGUGUCCUCAGAUGUAGCCGUUAGAAGAGAUUUGGAUUGUAUAUCCUCAUCUUUCAGACAUAUAAAAACAGAAUGCUUGUGUGGUAUAAAACCAAUUAAAAACUCAAUAACCAAAUUUGUAAAGCUCUCCCAGCCGAACAAAAUCCUAUACUACUCUUUUCAUCCUAACGAAAUAUACCUCAAAUGUAACAAAACACUGACACAUCCCGCGUAUCAAGCUGGGGUAAUAACACUUAGCCAAGACUGUAAAAUACAGACCAAGAACAUAGAAAUCCAGCCAACCAUGAAAAUUGAAGCUGUAGAAACAAAAAUGUAUUUCAAGCCGCUGGCCAAAAUACUGAAUUUAAGCGCAGAGCAAAAAGAAGAAACAAAUAGGGAUCAGCUCUAUCUCAUAAUAAUUACAAGUACAAUAGCCUGCGUCGCCACUUUAAUAUUAGGAAUAACCAUAGCAUUUAUUAUCAAACAAGUACGAGCUAAAAUGUACACUUUACGCCCCCCGCCGUUUAAACCGUCACCAAAUAGUAACCCCUCUACGAGGAAUUACGGGGGUCAGGAUGUUGAUGACAGCGCCGCAUAAUUAGGUCAUCACGGCCUGGGAACUGACCGACCGAACGAAAACAAUUGUAAGCAAAUCUAAUGUAAACAAUAUCGACCAAAUAAAAACUGCUGAUCGCGAUCGAUCAGCAGAAAAUUAGUAUAUAAGUUAGGAAUAAGCAUGAAUAAAUCGACUUUCAAGCACAAGAACUCAAAGACUAAGUUGUUUGUCUGUUCCAAGCCAAGUCGGACGGUAAAAUCCUCCUGUCUUGGCGCUUCCCAACGAGUUCAGACUCGGUGCGGAAAAUAUAAUUGGAUUCCAGCAACUUCUUCAGUGAGUGACUGCUUCAACAAGCAACAACAUAGGCACAUGUAAUUAUCACAUCUAAUACUGCAUACACUUUUAGGAUCAUUCUGCAGUUUGGAUCAUUUUCAUCCAGUGACGGAUUUAGGGUGUUGGGGGCCCUAAGCAGUAAAAGGAGUUGAAGCCCCCUGUUGGUGUCGAGGGGGGGGGGAAUAUUACAAUUGGCUUUGAAUCAAACUCACCGUAAUGGUUGGAGAUUGGAAUUUAAUCCGUAUUAAAAUUGGAAUUUAAUAAAAUAAUCUCUUUAAAUGCGUUGGUCGUUAGGCCGGUCUCGUAGUACAAUCGUCAACUCGUACGACUUAACAACAUGCCCGUCAUGUGUUCAAUCCCCAAAUAGAUCGCGCCGCCAUACGUAGGACUGACUAUCCUGCUAUGGGGGGGAAUCAAUUAGUCACUGACAGCCAAGCCCACAAGUGGGUACAGGCAGGCCUUUACCGACAUCGGUUGUUACCAAGACAAGACAUGACUACAUUAUCGGAAUUGUCGAAAGAUAAAAUAUCUUGUAUAACUUGUUAACAGUGUUGUCAACGUGUAAACGGAAAUUUAAACUAAAGUCCAGUGUAACGCCUAGAUCACAAACUUCUUGACGACAAUCUAACACACUGCCUAACAACGAAUUACGAAUUAUACUUGAUCGUUUUUUCAAGUCUAUGAAACGAAAUAAUAAAAAAAACAAGGGCUAGCUCGAUAUCAUUUUUAGACACCAUGUACCAAACACCAGGCAUGAGUUUCUUCGUCCAUGGGGCCCCUAUUGGGCACAAACGUUCUGGAUGAGACUACUGUACACAUUGUUGUAUAUGCUGGUAUUACCAUCCACGGGGCCCCUAAAUAGAUGGGGCCCCCGCGGCUGCUCAGUCCGCGUUCCGUUAAAUCCGCCACUGUUCUCAUCAGGAGGUAAACACACGGUUUCGAAAAAAUAUGUUUGUUUCAACUAAAUCAUGUAUUAAACAGCUUGGAGAAUGAUUAUUGGCUAUUUUUAGGACAUUUAAGAAUGAAAAAUUAAUCGCUACGGCACAGGGUGUAAACAAAACAAAUGACAGCACUACAGAUUUGCUGAACAUGUCAACGCCUACUUCCGAACAUUUCUAUCAGGCCUAUUAUUUUACUCGAAUGACAUUCGAUUCCGUCGGAAGCACUCGAGUCGAGCCGGAGAAAAAUCGGUAUCGUUUUCGCCAUUCGUAUUGAUGAAAGUUUCAUCGACAUUUUUGUUCUAGCAUCUGUGUGUUUGACAGUUGGUCGAAGCAACCGGCGGUCGGAGUGAGUGUAAACAAACGGAUUCAGCACUUCUUUAAAAUCAUUUUUUACCAUAAUUUUGUUGAAAAUGGGAUAAAUAUGAGUGAUGAGAGUGUUAAUAAACUUAUGUCAAACUCAAUUACACACAUAGACAGUGACUUAAAUUCUUUGUGAGUUUAAAUUUGCGCGUUUCCGACAGCUUGAGCUGUCGGCAGAAAAUCUCUCGCAUGCACCUUCCCAACCAGCAAAACCGAAGCUAUUGGAAAACUUUCCUGUGUGCCAAAGCGAGAGAGCAUGUCUUCUUUCUCUAGAUUUUGGACGGCACAACGCCGAUCGUGUGGCCUAUGAACGAAAAACGGGAGAAGGGGAAACCGAUAUCCUUCGAGUGACACACACGCAUGCAUCUGCAUGCGUAUUCCGCUCAACCGAGACUACACAUCUCUCUCGAUCUCCCAUGAUUUUUCUGCUAUCGCGCUCAUCCGGGUGUUAGGCAUCCUCAGUCUGUCCAGAACUUUCACUGUGGAAGGAUGUGUUGGAGUGAUGUGUGAUUUCUUGUGCCCCGUACUUUGCUCGUUUACGUUUUGUGCCGUGUUCCUUCUUCUUCAAAUAUGGAAUGAUUUAUCCUUGUAAAUUUCUAAGUUACAGUGCACGCGCAUGUUAAUCGACGGUUGCCAACAUCCAGCAAAACGAUCGACAGAAGGAAAACGGUGUCCGGUUUUAAAAUAUAAAGAUUUCAUUACUGAUCUUUCGUAGAAGAGCGCACUUCAAGGACGCCUAGGAUACGGCUAAACAUGCGCAGCACCAGUCCGUGACGUCAUUUCCAGACAGGCGCCGGCUGAACACGCGCAGCACCAGUCGAGGAUGUCCUAGCGCAGAGGGUAGAGGGAAGAACGAGAGAAAGGGUAACAGAAAGCAACCGCAGCAUUUGGAAGGGGUGAAGCAUCCUGCCGUAUACAGAGUGUGAGUGUGCCAAAACGCAUGUGGAAAGAGUAACACCAAUAAAUAGCAUGCGAAAGUGUGCAUAAAGCAAAAAGAAAAAGCGUCACUACUACAACCAGCAAUCCGAAAAUAUAAGGGGAGGGAUAAAUACAAAUGUAUGCGUAAGCAGGACCAGCAAUCCAAGCAUUUGAAUGUGUGCGUCGGUUUGUGCCGUGCUGAAAGUUUUUACUUUAGCUGCUGCUAGUGUAAAAACUUAAGGAAAGCUUAAAGUAAUUUUUUUUUACACGGGGCGCCUUCGGAAAUCGUUGGCUGGGAUUAUAAUCAGUAUGUAUAUAUGCCUGAACGAAUCUAAAACUCGCUGAACAUGUCUAUAUAAUCCUCGAAAACCCUGUAAUGGUGCUUGUUU
Messenger RNA from Anopheles coluzzii, 10443 nucleotides. RefSeq lists its product as uncharacterized. The coding region runs from base 766 to 2790 and encodes 674 amino acids. The transcript is spliced from 3 exons. Gene Ontology annotation, biological process: DNA integration. Gene Ontology annotation, molecular function: nucleic acid binding. The record is from RefSeq and is a predicted model, not a curated record. NCBI's taxonomy places the organism in Eukaryota, Metazoa, Arthropoda, Insecta, Diptera, Culicidae.